CCUUUGUUUUGCAUGUUCUGUUGCUAGCUAGACAUUGUGAGAACCARUGAGUCAGGGAUUGGAAAGCUUUAUAAAGCAAUCAAAUACUAUAUAAAGGUGAAGCAAGUGUGUGGCAGACUACAAAAAAGACUUGUCUAAAGGCUACUGGAAAUGAGAAUUGAAAAUCUCCCGUUUCUCCUGUUAUUAUGUGCAGCACUUUCUUGUGCUUUCCCUGCAGAUCCAAGAGCGACAAAGGAAGAAGGCACACAGCUUGUCCAGAAGUACCUGGAAAAUUACUAUGGCUUUAAGAAAGAUGGAGAAUCUUCUGUUUGGAAAAUUAAUAGCCCAAUGGCCCAAAAACUAAAAGAAAUGCAGGAAUUCUUUGGGCUGGAGGUGACAGGGAAACUGGAUYCUGGCACUUUGGAGUUGGUACAGAAACCCCGCUGUGGAUUCCCUGACGUAGGUGGGUUCUCCACCUUUGCAGGAGAGCCAAAAUGGACAAAACAAGUCCUGACAUACAGGAUAGUAAACUACACACCAGACCUGCGUCCAGCAGAGGUCAACGCGGCCAUCAAGAAAGCCUUGAGUGUUUGGAGCAGUGUGACCCCACUGAGAUUCGUCAAGAAGGACAGAGGUGAUGCAGACAUAAAGAUCUCCUUUGCAGCCAGAGGUCACAACGACUUCAUCCCCUUUGAUGGCCCAGGAGGAUCCCUUGCUCAUGCCUAUGCGCCCGGAAAGGACUUUGGUGGAGAUGCUCACUUUGAUGAGGAUGAAACGUGGACCCAAAGCACAAAGGGCACAAACCUGUUUUAUGUUGCUGCCCAUGAGUUUGGCCAUUCACUGGGACUUGCCCAUUCCAAACACCCCGAUGCUCUGAUGUAUCCAGUUUACAGGAAAUUUGACCCUUCUGUACUCCUUCAUGAGGAUGAUAUUACUGGCAUACAGUACCUCUAUGGACCAUCUCCUAACGCAAACAACGAUCAAAGGGAAUCUACUGAGGUAAAAGACCCAACUGAGUCAAAAGAUCCUGAACUGCCAGACAGCUGCAGCUCCAAUUUAACUUUUGAUGCUGCCACCACUUUCCGUGGAGAAAUAAUGUUCUUUAAAGACAAGCRUAUUUGGCGCAAACAUCCAGCAGUCAGAACAGCUGAGUUUGAUUUAAUAUCUUCGUUCUGGCCACUUCUGCCACCUGGUGUUGAUGCUGCAUAUGAAAUUCCUGAAAAAGAUGAAAUGGUCGUUUUUAAAGGGAAUGAGUUCUGGGUUGUGAAAGGAGACACCAUUCUUCCUGGAUACCCRCAAAAACUCUACACCCUGGGCUUUUCACAGGAUGUUAUCAAAAUUGAUGCUGCUUUUCAUAAUGGAAAUGAGGGGAAAACAUAUUUCUUCAUAGCGGACAAAUUUUGGAGUUAUGAUAAAAGAAGUCAGUCUAUGGAUAGGAAGCCAUUACUGAUAAGAGAUGCAUUYCCAGGAAUUAAUGGGAAGAUUGAUGCUGUUUUCCAACAUGAAAGCUUCCUUUAUUUCUUCUGUGGAAGAAAGCAAAUUGAGUUUGAUCUUGAUAAGAAGAGAGUGACGCGCUUCCUAAAGACAAACUUCUGGUUUCCAUGUUAAAAAAAAAUGAAAUCUGUAAUGGUGUUGGAAAGAACAUGGUGUUACUGUGCUAGAAAUGCUUUUUCUCUAUAAAUAUAUGGAAUGUACGAGUACUUCAKCACUAACCAGCAGACCUCAGUCCCUGCACAAUCUGUUUCUGUAAAUAACAGAACAGUACUUCACAUGCCAACGUUAAAUACAGAUGUAGCUAACAUGUGGCUGGCUAGCUUACCAGAAAACAAUAGAGUUUUUACUUUUGAUAAAAAAAUUGUGACUGAUUGUAUCAUUUCUGCCAUCUUCUCUUCACACUUCAUGCUGCACAUCACCCUACACAGAGCUCUAUCAUGGUGCCAGGAGUCCAUGAGGAAGAACAUUCCUGUUCCUCAAGAUAGGAUUGCUUUCAACCAGUUUUAGWUAUUUCAGAGUUAAGCAAGCAGACUAAUCAAACUUCUGCUCAUAAUUACAGUGAGACAUACAGGAAUUCCAGAGAGAAAUCCCACCCAGCCUGAGGUGGGUGCUGAGAGAGGGAAAUGCUUCUUUUUUUCAUUGACUGCAGAGGUAGUUGAUGUUGGACAACUGACUAUAGAAGGCAAAAUUGAAGUGUGACGAAUUCURCCCUAAGGUAUUUACUGACAUAUGUCAUUUCCCAUGCAGUGUGCUCUAUGACAGCCCUGUUUGAUUGGGGAGGUURGAGCAGAUGACCCCACUGUGGUCCCUUCCAACCUCACCCAUUCUGUGAUUCUGUGCUCCAAGGCUUAUCUCCACAGACAGAGGAGCAGAUGGACACACUGGCAUGUAGGGAAAACCCAGACACCGCUGACCUGCCUCCGCUCCUCUCCAGUUAUCCCUGCGGAGACCCUAUAGGCUGGGGACAUUAUGAUCAUAUGUCAGUGCAAGAGAGUCCUUGUCACCUCCCAGGCUUAGGGRUCACUGCCAGGGCAAUAGGGAUCAAUAUCCAGGGUGAGACAACCUGGGGAUUCUGUAAAACUUAUUAUGUCAAGCUGAAAGUGUGAAUGUUCAAAAUUUAUUGUGAGUUGAUUACAAACCAAAGGCAAGGAAAAAACCAAAGGCAAGGAAAUGGACCGAUUAAGGUAGAUUGGGGGGACACAGGGAAAAUGGAGGGAUAAGUGGAUGAAAGGGUUGUAUGCCAAGAGGCUGCAGUCAGCGUGCCUCUUUGACCAUGCUCUGCACAUUUGAUCUUGUCUUCUCAGUAAACCGUUCCUCAUGCAUGGGUGGACUCUUUCUGUGUGUGUUUGGGUGAACUUCAGGCUGGACUGGCUGCUGAGGGGGUUAAAAAUCUGAAUGCAGCAUCUGGAGCACGGCUGCAAGCUACAGGGCUGUGAAUGUGUYUGGGUAUAGAGGAGGUGCAGGGCCAGAAGCUGUGCUGGGAGGGCUGUGUGUUUAAGAGCAGCUACUGAGGGUGUCCACGCUGUUGGUAUUUCCGUGCCAGUGCCUCACCAGGGACAGAAGUUCUCACCAGAGRGAGCAAGCA
Malurus melanocephalus (red-backed fairy wren) is the source of this 3058-nucleotide messenger RNA. RefSeq names its product stromelysin-1-like. Gene Ontology annotation, biological process: proteolysis; extracellular matrix organization; collagen catabolic process. NCBI's taxonomy places the organism in Eukaryota, Metazoa, Chordata, Aves, Passeriformes, Maluridae. Bases 151 to 1587 code for a protein of 478 amino acids. The transcript is spliced from 10 exons. The record is from RefSeq and is a predicted model, not a curated record. Gene Ontology annotation, molecular function: zinc ion binding; metalloendopeptidase activity. Gene Ontology annotation, cellular component: extracellular matrix.